Bactrocera tryoni is the source of this 1184-nucleotide messenger RNA. RefSeq lists its product as uncharacterized. Bases 36 to 1034 code for a protein of 332 amino acids. The transcript has 6 exons. The record is from RefSeq and is a predicted model, not a curated record. Lineage: Eukaryota; Metazoa; Arthropoda; Insecta; Diptera; Tephritidae.
UUACGCUUGAAAACCUUAAUACUUAAGCACACAUAAUGGAGUUUCUAUUAAUCGCAUUGGCUGCGAUAUGCAGUUUGUGCAUAAAUUCUGUGCAAGGUCAUGGACGUCUCAUGGAUCCGCCUGCACGAAAUGCCAUGUGGCGAUUCGGCUUUCCGAACGCCGUAAAUUAUAAUGAUAACGAACUAUUUUGCGGUGGAUACGCAGUACAAUGGGAACAGAAUUCGGGCAAAUGUGGGGUCUGUGGAGAUGCGUACCACGUGAAGACGCCACGACCGCAUGAGGCGGGUGGUGAAUUCGCGAAGGGCAUCAUAUCGCGGUACUACGCAGCUGGACAGGAAAUCGAUGUUGAGGUUGAACUCACAGCCAAUCACUAUGGUCGUUUUGAAAUGUUCCUCUGUCCCAACAAUAAUCCACGACGUGAGGCUUCACAAGCUUGCUUCGACCGUUAUCCACUGUAUAUUUCGGGUAGUCGGGAACAUCGCUUCUUGAUACCACGUGACGCACCCAAAAAGGAGAUUUUCCGCUAUCGUGUACGUCUGCCUCCUUAUGUUACAUGCACGCAAUGUGUGCUCCAAUGGACCUACUAUACAGCCAAUAUGUGGGGUACUUGCUCCAAUGGCACUGAGGCAGUGGGCUGUGGCAAGGCGGAAACUUUCCGCAACUGCGCCGAUAUUGCAAUUGUCUCCAACACCGGUGGCGGUGUUCCACCGAUCUUUGUGAAUAACAAAUCUCCAUAUCUGCUCUACUACAGAGACUAUCGUGCGCCGGAUGACAACAAUGUGUUCCCGCUUAUUGUGCGUGACCAGAAAUGUAUUGCCGCGCCAGCAUUCCGCACCAUUCCUGGCAUGGAUAAUUGGUGUGAGACGAACUGCUUGCGCUAUCCACCCAACUGUCCGGAAUCGGCAUGCCAUUGUCCUAAGGAUUGUGUGGCGAUUGGUGAACUAGAGGGACGCGAAGGUGCGGACACGUAUUGCAUGGAUGAAUGUCUGAAUUACGAUUCCGUAUGUCCAGUGGAUAGAUGUCGCUGCUUCUAAGACAACACAAAGUUUCGAACACUGCCUGUAAGAGUAUCGCUGGGACUUUGGGUGUGCUCUUCAACGAACAAAGUUCAUAAGCGCUCAAGCUUGUGAAGAACGGAUCAAAGCUGUGCUACAAAUUCUGUGCCUUUUUAUAAAUACCUAUGU